This is a messenger RNA of Sporisorium graminicola, 3048 nucleotides long. RefSeq lists its product as uncharacterized. The transcript has a single exon. NCBI's taxonomy places the organism in Eukaryota, Fungi, Basidiomycota, Ustilaginomycetes, Ustilaginales, Ustilaginaceae. Gene Ontology annotation, cellular component: nucleus; replication fork protection complex. The coding region runs from base 1 to 3048 and encodes 1015 amino acids. Gene Ontology annotation, molecular function: DNA replication origin binding; single-stranded DNA binding. Gene Ontology annotation, biological process: DNA replication initiation; DNA replication. The record is from RefSeq and is a predicted model, not a curated record.
AUGGAGGUAUCAAGCUCAGCUUCCACUUCUCGACAAGCUCCUCGCCCCGCUCCAGCACCCAGCCACGACAACUCGAGAGACCGCGCACCCCCCACCAAGCGUCACCGCCGCCCAGACAUCGUUGCGCCAUCCUCACCAUCCAAACCGAAACCUCGCCUCCAGCAGCGCGCCGCAGGAUCAGCGCGACUUGUCGACAAGGAACAGGAAGCCCGGCGCGAAGCUUCCCUCCUCUCGUUUGCAGAAGCUCGUGCAAAGGCCUCCUCCAACUACUCUGCUGCCCAAGAUGACACCAACUUUCACUAUCCACCCGGUCAUCCUGGCGAUUCGAGUGCACGUGGGUUGCUAGAGCAGAUCAAGAACCGUAUGCAUCAGCGUGCACCUAAGCACAGUACCUUUCUCCAGAAAGCCAAGCAGGUGCAGCAGUCUUUGCUGGACAAGCAACAACGCCAUGCGCAACUGCAAAAGGCGAGAAAUGAGGCCGAGAAGCGAGAGAGCUUCAGAAGCGCCGGGUUCGCAGAUCAGCAUGCGGAACCUUCGCGAGCCUCUUCAAGUCAAUCACAGCCACAAAGCAAGGCUGCACCUGCCACGACACAGGGAGUAUUCUCUCGAGCCAAGGAGCGCGUUGAUGAUGCCGAAGACGAGGAAGAGAAUUCAGAAUUGGAAGAAGGAGUGGAUGAACUCGAGGCACGCCACAGCUCUUCACCGGGCAGUUGGAGCCGAGAUGAUGAUCUUGCAAUCGUCGAGAAUCUGCGACCUGGUCCUCGUGCCAUCCCUCCGAAUCCAGAGGACCCCAAAUGGGAAUCCAUGGAGCCUUUCUCCGGCCACCGAUUGCGCGAACGCAAGCUCCCGCAUUCGCAACUCAAAGAACACCUUCGUGGACGAUACCACCUCCCGCCGUCUGUCCUCUACUCGGUGGCACGUCCCAUGGAUGGCUGCAUACGUAGCGGUGAACGCCAAGUGCCCGUCGACGGUGAUUGGAUCGUUAUAGCGACGAUUGUCGAGAAGAGCGAGUUGCUCGUCACCAGAGGGUUUCGAACCGAUGCGCCUGGUUCGCAGCAGAAAGCGCCUUCUCGUCCCAACUCAACUUCUGCCAACGCCUUGGACGACGAUGCAGACCCACUGCUGUUUCGAAACGCAUCCUCCGACGCCAACGGCAAGCUGCGACUCGAUCUCGAACCAGGCAAUCCUGACGCCUUUGCCGAUCCUCGCAACACCACCAAGAGAGCCAACCGCAAUGCAACCACCAUCGACGACGAACACGAACGCAUGCGUCAACAGACCAACCUCUCGAAUCGAUCACGCAAAUUCGUCAUCCUCAAACUCGUCGAUCUCGGCGUCAACAGCUCCUCCACUGAUGGCUCAGGCUCAGCCGGGCGCGGAGACAACUACCUCUCGCUCAUCGCAUACGAAUCCGAUCCCAUCGACACCUCGAUCAUGCUACGCAACAACAACAUCCGCUCGGACUUGUCCGAGUCGCUCUCGGCGACUGCUUCGUCGAGCAAGAAAUGGAUCAAUGGGUCCAAGGGCGCAUUCGAGAUGCUCUACCAGCAGGCUGAGGGGACGGUGAUCGCGGUGAUGAACCCCAAGGUGAUGCUGCCCUGGGCGGAGGGUGGAGUUGGGUCGAAAGAGUCCAAGAUGCUGAGGCUCACUCCUAGGUCUGCGGAAGACUGCCUGGUUAUCGGCCAGGCUGCGGACUACAAGAGGUGUUCGGCGAUCAAGGCUAAUGGUCAGAGAUGUGGCAACUUUGUCGACAUCAAGUCGCGCAAGCAGACGAGGACCAGUACGUGUGAUUUCCAUCUCAGUCGACACAUGGAUGAGCUGGCGAGAGGCAGGCCGGAGUUCGCUGCCAAUUCCACAUCCAGGUUUGGCGGCGGGGCAGGCGGGGCCAAACCAGUAGCCGGUCACGCUAGCAGCUCUGCUUUCCCUGGCCGCAAAACGGGCACCGGCUACGAAGACUCGGCGAUCACCAAUAUCACCACCUCUUACAAGUCCAACAACACCAACAACCCGUUCGCGCGCGCCGCACUGGCGAAGAAACUCAACUCGUCCUACGGAAACGUCGCCGACGGCAUGGACAACAACGGCGGCGCGGUGUACGUUUCGCAGUCCCCGCUCGUUUCCACUGCCGCCGCCGCCGCUCUCGACGCAGACGCGCACGUGCGUUCCUCGGAUCCGAGCAGCUGGAAGUACGACGUGAGCGGGCGCUACGGGAGGGGGAAUACCGAGAAGCAGAGUCGGCUGAAACGGCAGAUCGAGGAGGAGCAGCUGAUGCGCAAGAUCGAGGCACGGUUCGCGCCGCCCUCUGCUUCCCCUGCAAGGACGCGGCGAGAGGGUGGAGAAGAGGCGGUAGAGGAGGGCAGGGAGAGGAGGGAGAGGAGGGACAAGGCGGAGGCAAAGGUCCUGCCCGUUCUGCCCAACGGGACGGCAGAGAUGAUCCAUGCUGCGUACAGCACUCUCGAUCAACGCAAACGGGUCGCUGCGGAGAAGCAGGCUGCCUUGGAUGCCAAACGACGCAAGUACACCGGUGUUGUCCCUGCCUCCUCCUCCUCCGCCACACCCUCGUCCGCUGCAGAAGCCUCCAAGCUGCAAUUCCUCAACCUCGGCCCGACCAAACGCACAUCGCUCUCGGCCAACCUCCUCCCCAUCACCGGUCUCCAGUCCAACACCCACACAGCCGAGCCCCGCAGUGGAGGCGAUUCCAGAAGCAAGCUCCUCUCCCUGGCCACGGGCGCGAGCUCGACGCCAAUCGCAACAGAACCCAGCUUGAAGAUCAAGCGCUGCCAUCGACCCAAGCUCAACCUACCGACGACCGAGACGAGCGAGUCCAACUUCAAGGUUGUAGGUGGCGAGUUGGUUCAUUUGAACGAUUUUGCCGAUGAUGGCUGGGAGGACGAUCUUGAGCAUGACCACAAUCGCCAGUCGCAGCAGGAUCAGCUCAAGGAACAAGAGGGACCGCAAUCGAGCCUCAGCGAACGCAUCAUUCAACUGCACUCGCAGAACAGCCAGAACCAAGACGAGGACGAUGAUUCUGAUCUCGAGAUCAUCUGA